Esox lucius (northern pike) is the source of this 4238-nucleotide messenger RNA. RefSeq names its product solute carrier family 17 member 9-like. Gene Ontology annotation, biological process: transmembrane transport. Gene Ontology annotation, cellular component: membrane. Gene Ontology annotation, molecular function: transmembrane transporter activity. NCBI's taxonomy places the organism in Eukaryota, Metazoa, Chordata, Actinopteri, Esociformes, Esocidae. Bases 836 to 2221 code for a protein of 461 amino acids. The record is from RefSeq and is a predicted model, not a curated record. The transcript is spliced from 13 exons.
GGAGGGAGGGUGGGGAAGCUGUGUUAGUGUUGCUGCAGAGAGAGCUCCAGCAGCUAACAUUAUAAUUGAGACCAGGGUUAUUGUUAAUAUACCCAAACGAACGGGGAGGGUGUUGUUUGUUUGCAUUUAGGGCAGCUGGCGAUGAAGAUAGGUAGGCCUAGUUAAGGGGAGCGGUGGUCAUGUAAAAGAUUAGAUGGGUUUUUAGGAGGGCUCUGGGCUAAUUUCCCUGAUAAAUGAAUUCCAGGUGCAUUACAUGUUGUUGCGUGCCUUGUACCAUUCGACCGAACUAAAGCUACAAGCCCCACAAUGCACUGUAGACGCGUGUGUAUAGCCUACUGUGGGUUCGAAAAAAAACUCCUCUUAUUGUUUCAUGUUUUGUCUUCAUCUUAUAUGUUUAAGAUUUUGGAAUUGGUAUGUAUCACCCCUGGGGGUCCUGAUUUCUGGUUACGGAGAGGAUGAGAUCUACCUCACAGUGACAUUAUCUUUGAGCUUCUGCGUGGGCCUUGGGUUCGGCUAUCUCUGUUCCUAUUAGUUGUACCAUUGCAUUUUACUAUGUGCGUCCAAGCCCCCGACUACAGCACCAUCUGGGUUACCAAUUGUGGUAGCAGCGCUUUCGCUUCUUUGCUGUGCUUCAUGUAGUAACUGCUCCACGUGCGGCUGGCUUUGGUAUUUUAUUUAAUAUUCAUGCAUUUUUUCAGCUGCCCACACAUGUUGAACUUGUCUGGCUUGUUUUCCAAAGGUGCUGUCAUUGCAUUCUUCAUUGAAAGUUUCCCGGAGAGAUUUCCUUGUAGGGAGGUGGACGGUGUGAACGACUGAAAAGUAAAACUCAUACUGAAUGGCAUUGGGGCAAAUAUUUGGUGAAAUUAAUAAUAGUUUUGAAGUCAACGAUAAAUAUCUUAAUAACGAAGAUUUCGCACCAAAUGGUACGGCUGUAGAGGAGAUAGAACAGCGGACCGCGAAAUGGCCCAGGCCAUUGGUAAGAAAGUGGACGGUAAUGCUUUUCUUGGGCACGUGCCUCCUCUACUGUGCCAGGAUGGCCAUGCCAAUCUGUGCUGUCAGUAUGGCUACCACGUUUGGUUGGACCAAGACACAAUCUGGCAUGGUAAUUGGGGGCUUCUUCUGGGGUUACUGCUUUACCCAGGUGCUGGGAGGACAUGCCAGCGACAGACUUGGUGGAGAGAGGGUUCUACUUCUUUCCACAACAUCCUGGACAGCCAUUACAGCCUGCACCCCUCUGUUGGCACGCCUGAACUUCAGCCCCCUAACAUCCAUGACUGUGGCUAGGUUUUUUAUGGGGCUAUUACAAGGUGUCCACUAUCCCUCUUUGGCUAGUCUUUGCUCUCAACGUGUGGUUGAAGGGGAAAGAGGCUUUCUGAUGAGUACCAUUGGCAGUGGUUCUUAUAUGGGAACGCUGAUGGUGGGGGGCCUGGGGUCCAUGAUAUUAGAACACUACGGCUGGGAGAGUGUGUUCUACUGCACUGGUCUGCUCUCGGGACUGUGGUCAUUGACUGUCUGGGGAUUUCUACUGCGAGGUCAAAAAUGCAAAGUGCAAAUGCAUUCAAGUCAUGGAUCCAUUUCGGGUUUGUCAAAGGAACGCUGGUUGAAAAUGUUCAAACAGCCCUCUGUAUGUGCCAUGGUCUUUGCACACCUGUGCUGCUGCAGUACUAAUUACACAUUGAUGUCAUGGCUACCAACCUUUUUCCAAGAUACAUUUCCACAUACCAAGGGAUGGGUGUGUAAUGUAAUUCCAUGGCUUGUUGCAAUUCCAUCUGCACUCUUUGGAGGCAUCAUUUCCGAUCACCUCAUUCAGCAAGGAUUUGGAAUAGCAUCUGUUAGGAAGAUAAUGCAGUUCAUGUCCAUGGUUGUGUCCAGUGUGUUUAUCCUGUUCCUCUGCAGACCCCUCUCCUUUCCUUCCGCUGUGGGUUUCAUCUCUGUUGCAGUGGGUCUGGCCACCUUAAGCGGCAGUGGUGUGUCUUUGAAUGUGCAGGACCUGGCCCCAUCAUGUGCAGGAGCCUUGUUUGGAUUUAUGAAUAUGUGUGGGGCUUUCGCAGGACUGGUCCUGGUCUAUGUCUCUGGGUACUUAAUUGAGGUCACAAAUUCCUGGGUUAACGUUUUCCACCUUAUCGCCGUGGUGAAUACAGUGGGUGUCAGCGUGUUCAUCCUGUUUGGAGAUGACAGACGUAUUGACUUGUGGAAUUUCUCCCAAGUUACAGUUGUCUGAUGCACAUAGAGAGAUUGCUCAGUAAUGUCUGUGUUUUUCCUAGCUGUCCCGUAUCUGCUGCAUUAAGAAGUUGUUUUUAGUUUAGAUUGUCCAUUAAAUGGCUGUGGGUUAUGCUGUCAGAGUCAGAGAAACAGUGAAAGGGGCUGUGGUCUUAUUUGGCACCGAUAAUCUUCUGGCAGUUGGAACAAACUUUUAUUUUGUUACUAGUCUCUCUUUUAAUUACACAACUGACUACCUAGCUAGUACAUUUGGUUUGUUGGAUGCUCUGAGGAAAUUUUGGAUUUACUUACUGUUUUUUUACAUUCUGAGAACAGAAGUGAAUAUUUCAACUUGAACAUUGUUUAUUUAAAGGUUGCAGGAGUGAACUGAGUGUUAUUUGACUUUGGUUGAUUUAAUGUUUUCCUGUGAUGUUUUCAUUUAAACUCUUAAGUAUGCAAAUUCUUUAUUUUUUUGUGUUUGUUUUUAACCCCUUUAAAAAUGUCACUGAAUGUUUCAAUGCAACUUCUAAAAACACAGCUAAUUUAUCAAACACAGAUGGGACAGAUGGAGAAAUUAUUUCCUUAGGCAUUAAUCAUGCAAACACCUUUUCUGUGCAGUACAGCAUCAGUCAGAUUCAAACCUACUGAAUUAUCAUCUCUUUGUUUAUUAUAUUAGUUCACUACACCACACAGACAACGCUACAGUCUUUCUACUCAAGCGUUUAAUAUUAGUCUAUUAACAUUGCUGAAACCAAACGAUGAACAAAAUAGAGUUCAGAACAUUUCAUGUUCUGAGGAUGCAAAAUAUAGAUGCAGCAAAGUGAAAUAUACAUACAAAUGACAGCCUAAAUGUGUUCUAAAUUAGUUCUUCUGUAGUAUUUUCAGCAUAAAAGUUCCUAGUUAUAUUAUGAUUCUAUUGAAAUUCAUAUUCCGAGAACAUUAAGAAAACAUUCAGACAAUCAUGAUGAUCAUUCCACAGAAAAUCUCACUGACCAUAAAGUGAUCACAAAAUGUAAUGAAUGCUUAAGGAAAUAAUUUCAUUGUGUAAUGUCUGUUAAAUAUAUCCUCAAAUAAGGCUAGCAGUCUUAACUUAAACUCUAUAUGCUAAUUGUAUUUUAACAGAUUUUUUGUGAUGUUUUAAAUAAAUAUAUAUUUUUUUUAAUGCAAUCAGUCUUGAAGUUGACUGAUCAGGAACACUCAAAGAUGUAGGUGUAUAGCUGUCAGCCACUACCAUCCACAGAAGACUUCACCAGCCGAUCACAGAGGCUUGCUGGAUGGCAACGUACAAAAACACUAGUUAGCCUCAAAAACUGGAUGGCCUAAAAGUACCUAAAAGAGCCUACGGAGUCCUGGGAAAAGUUAUUGUGGACAGAUGAGAAGAAAACGAACAAACACCAGAGUGAAGGCAAGAGAAAAGUGUUGAGAAAAUUAACUAUUUGGCAUACCAGCUCAUCCGUGAAAUAUGAUGGAUGGCUGUUAUGUUAUUGGCAUGUGCUUUUGGCACUGGAACUGGCUUAUUUCACUGAUUAUUUAACUGCUAACAGUAGCAGCAGGAUGAAUUCCAGGUUGUACAACAAAUAGCGUGUCUGAGAGGACAGAUGUCUAUGGUUAUUCAGCAGAGAAACACCAUUUGUACUCUGUGACAGCUGAACAGUGAGGAAAUGAACAGUUGGGGGAUGCUCCCUUAAUUUAAUGAACUAAUACAGUUUUUAUACCUGUCAGAGAUGAUUAACAUUAAUAUGUUAAUUGAAGCAAUAAUGUCUCAAUCUUGCCCACUAGUUCCAUCAUGUGAUGUGCUGGCCUUAAUAAAAAUAAUAACAUUUGUAGACAUUUCAAGACCACAGUGCUUCCACAUAUUGCAGUCCCAAGGGCCCCUCUGACCAAAAGUAAAUGUAAGUAAUCUGUUUUCUGAGAACUUACAGAAGUAACCAUGAGAUGAUCCAAAAUACGGUAAUCUUCAGUGGAACAAUGGAUGCAUAAUGACAAACCUCCAACCUACUUUGUUUCAUGCCUUGAAAACAUUAAAAUGUAUGAUGUGA